AUGAAAUCUUUUGAAAUCUCUCAGCAUGAGCAAGACAAGCCUGACAUCAAGCAAGACAAGAAUAUGGUUGUUGGAACCAUUCUUACAAUUAUUGCUCUCAUUGCAGGCUCAGCUAUAGUUCCAUUGGUUGAUGAGUAUAAGGGAGUACCAUUUAUUUUGAGAAGCAUCUGGAGAUGACAGCUGCUAGUGCUUUAUUGCCUCCCCCUCGGAGCUUACUUUUACUAUAUAAAUAGGAAAACUAUUGACUUAUCUAAGGUCUUCACAUGGGAGACGCUGAUUGAAUUUUUGUGUUCAGCAAUUUUUUGGACUACUGCGUCAAGCAUGCUUCUAUUCAGCUCAGAUUUUACUCUUGUGUCGCAUGCAACGAUCCUUGCAAACCUUGGAGGAAUAUUCAUCAUUAGUUUGCAUCUUGUUAGAGGAGCUCCUGUGCAUCAGUUCGAACUCAUCGGGGCAAUUAUUGCAAUAAUCUCAGUGAUUAUUUGUAUCAAUGACGGAAACUCGACGAAGACAAACGGUCAAACAAACAUUUUGUUAGGUGAUAUCAUGGGUUUGAUUUGCUCUCCUUUAUAUGGGUUGUACUAUGUUGUGAGUGCUAGAUUGUUAAAGAAGCUCCCCUCUAUAUGUAUUAUUGAGGUAAGUUUUACUAUCCAGUUCUUUAUCACUUCUGCUUUCUAUAUUUUAUUCUAUGAUAUUAAAGAUUUUUAUUCCUUUGAUAUUCAAUAUGGGAUUCUUGGAUGGGCAUCAAGUGAGUACUUGUUAUACUCCUUGACUGCUAUUGGUGUUAUUACAGGAGUGCUUGGAAUUGGAGGAUAUGUGUUCACAUUGAAUUAUUUCCCUCCACAUAUUGUUGGAACAAUUUAUCUUCUUGAACCUGUGGUCGGCCAAAUUCUUGGAAUAAUUCUUGGACAAGACAACAUGCCAGGUAUCUUUACAUAUGUUGGAACUUUCGGUAUAAUGGCUGGGCUCGUUCUCUCGAUCAAAGGUGAUCUCAUGAAAGCGCCUAAAGCCUCUAAACUGCAAGAUAAAGACUCAGAAAAGGGUUUAUCGAUGAUGCAUACUCCAUCCAAAGAAUCGAUUGGCUCAGAAAAUUCAUCACUAGAAAUGAUGCUGAAAUAAACCACUCGUUUCAAUCCUCAAUA
Messenger RNA from Moneuplotes crassus, 1139 nucleotides. The record is from the annotation of a GenBank genome assembly. NCBI's taxonomy places the organism in Eukaryota, Ciliophora, Spirotrichea, Euplotida, Euplotidae.